Laccaria bicolor S238N-H82 is the source of this 1866-nucleotide messenger RNA. RefSeq lists its product as uncharacterized. The record is from RefSeq and is a predicted model, not a curated record. Bases 1 to 1866 code for a protein of 621 amino acids. NCBI's taxonomy places the organism in Eukaryota, Fungi, Basidiomycota, Agaricomycetes, Agaricales, Hydnangiaceae. The transcript is spliced from 3 exons.
AUGGCUUCGGACACCGAUAUCCCAGGAAUCGACCAGCCCCUCUCCUACGAACCAGAACGUAGUAGACUCCUUCCAAACCUCCUGCUCGAUGACGACAGAGAUUCUGAUCGCAGCAUCUUGAACGAGGAACCGUCAACGAACCAAUUACCGCUCACCACGCUUCGCGAAUUCACGAUGUUGCACAUCAUGAACGCCGUUACCGAUAAGCCAGAUUGGAACACCAAGAUUUUUGAUGACGCGAUAAGGUUGAGAUGGAAGGCUGAGGCGUUAGCUACGCCGGGGAGAGAUGUCACUGAGAGCAUGGCUGAAUGGUGUAUGGAGGAAUUGAAGUACAAGGCUACGCGCUUUGGCGGGAUGCCAGGUGGCGCGAUCAAGGUGUUCAACGGCGACGUGGUCAAAUCGGACACCGCCGUUCCGCACUCAGUUAAAGCUAAGCUGCAAGCUGCUGUGAAGCCUCUUGAAGAUGUCCCUUCAUGGGAGAAGGACUGGCAUCCCGGAUCGGACGAGAAAGUCCUCGAUUUGGUUCACCCGAGUUUAUUUCCUGUCGUUUAUGGGCGGACGAGGGCUCUCGGGAAGGGAAAGGGGUUCGCGACGUUGGAGAGCUGCAUCGCAAGGUGCGGCGAGGGCGAUGUGUUGGAAGAGCAAGACGUUUCGGACUUGGAUGAUAGGUACAGCACGGAAUACCAGUGGUUACCUUGCGAAGUGGGCAUUUCCCGAGGCGACGGGCGAGCCAGAAUCACAAGCUACAUUAACAACCUACACCCAGCGAAGCAUAGGCACCUCUAUAGCAUUAUCGAAGAAAUUAUCACUGCCUCGAUUCCCCUUUGGAACAUCACCCUCGCCCCCCUCGCCCACCUCUGGUACGACAAACACCAGCCUCAAUACAUCGACCGCUACGAUCCAAUUCCACGAGACGGACGUGAUGUUAUCUUCCGCAUUCCUUACUACGAGGUGGAAUACGAUCCCGACCCAGAAAACGCCCCAGAAACAGAAGGUCCACAACGUCUCGAAGGCGAGGAUGAUCCAUCCUACUGGGAUAGGAGGCAACAAUGGAUCGAAACAACGAGAAAGGUCGUGUUGCCAGAGCCCAAGGACUUUUGGCCGCUUGAGGAGCCCCCUCUUUUUAACUUGAGGAAGAAAUUUUCGAAGCGCGGCUUGCAGGUGAUUGUCAAGCUGGCGAAUAUCGAACUAAUGCCGGAGAAACCUUUAUAUAGUGGAGGAACGUGGCAUGUUGAAGGUCAACUCGUGGGUUUCUUAUCGUUUAUUUUUCACGGUGUUCAAUGUUUUCAGAACGAACAUAUUUGUGCCACAGCGCUCUAUUACUACUCUUCAGCCAAUAUUACCCCCUCGUCUCUUGCAUUCCGGCAACACACCGGUGGUUUCACACAUGGUCGGAUUGUCUCUCGCCAACACCAACACGACUGGCUCCCUGAGGUAUUCGGGUGCAGCCAGGAUGGAUCAACAUUUCAAAAUGUCGGAGGUGUCGAUACGCGCGAAGGCCGCCUGUUGACAUUCCCCAAUAUCCUGCAGCACCAGGUUCAGCCGUUUGAGCUCGUGGAUCGGACAAAACCAGGGCACAGAAAGCUUCUGGCGCUUUUCUUGGUGGAUCCGAAUAUCAAGAUUAUCAGUUCUGCGAAUGUGCCGUGUCAGAGGAAGGAUUGGUGGCGGGAGGAGAUUGGGCCUGGGUUUGGGGCGUUACUUCCGAGGGAAGUGAGGGAUAUUGUGUUUGAGGGAGUGGAUGAGUUCCCGAUUGGUUUGGAAGAGGCGAAGGAAAUGAGGCUUGAGCUUAUGGAAGAGAGGAAAGCUUUUGCUUUGGAUUUGGUUGCGGGGCUCGAGGAAGAGAGAUUUUCCCUUUGUGAGCAUUGA